GCGCGAUAGAAUCCGUCACCCGCGCAGCCCGCUCUGAAACCACCAAAUAACCGUCCUGAGCCACAGUGGAGUCUGCCGUUGACGUCUAGAACAGCCGAGGGUGAAUGACUGUAGGGGCAGUUUAGUCUCGGAGCGCUCAACAGGGUGCUGCGAAAGAAGAACUGGACCGGGCGGAACCAGCCGAGACAUCGACACUGACACGCACAUCCAUCACACCGAAGAAACCAAAUGAAGGAGAAGAAUUUGAUCGAAACGGCCAAAAUGCAGGGAAAUAUGAUGGAGCUGGUGGGAAGUAACCCUCCGCAGAGGAACUGGAAGGGAAUAGCGAUUGCACUUCUUGUUAUUCUGGUCAUCUGCUCUCUGAUCGUCACCUCUGUCAUUCUGCUGACUCCAGGUGAGGACGAUAGCCUGGCCUUGAAAGGGAAAGUGACAGUGGAAGAAAUCUUCAAAAAAGACUUCAAAGAUCACGACCCAAAUGCUAAGUGGAUCAGUAGUAAUGAGCUCCUCUAUCGUACUCGUGAAGGUGAUGUGGUCCGCUUUAACAUGGAGACCAACGAGAGUACAAUCCUGGUCACAAACAGGAAGUUUGAAAUGUACAAAGCCAGCAAAUAUGAGGUUUCCCCAGAUAUGAAACUCGUUCUGCUUGCCUACAACGUGCAGCCGGUUUACGAGCACUCCUUCACUGCGGACUACAUCAUUUGCAGUCUGGAAACUCCGGAAACGUGGAUCCUGAACCCUCCAGAAGUGCGAAACGCUCAUCUGCAGUAUGCAGGAUGGGGACCGCGAGGCCAGCAGCUG
Sinocyclocheilus grahami is the source of this 798-nucleotide messenger RNA. RefSeq names its product dipeptidyl aminopeptidase-like protein 6. Lineage: Eukaryota; Metazoa; Chordata; Actinopteri; Cypriniformes; Cyprinidae. Gene Ontology annotation, biological process: regulation of potassium ion transmembrane transport; proteolysis. Gene Ontology annotation, molecular function: potassium channel regulator activity. The record is from RefSeq and is a predicted model, not a curated record. The annotation marks the transcript as partial. The transcript is spliced from 7 exons. Gene Ontology annotation, cellular component: voltage-gated potassium channel complex; plasma membrane.